AUGACUUCACAAAAUCCAAUCGUCCUGGCUUCAGCCAAGUAUCCUAAGCCGGCCGAGCGCACCUUUCAAUAUGGCACUGCAGGAUUUCGCAUGAAGGCCUCCCUUCUCGACUCUGUCGUCUAUCGUGUUGGAUUGCUCGCAGCCUUGCGCUCAAGGAAGUUGAAUGGCCAGAGGAUAGGUGUAAUGAUCACUGCGAGUCACAAUCCUCCGGAGGACAAUGGUGUGAAAUUGGUGGAUCCGAUGGGUGAGAUGCUCGAGGGUUCUUGGGAAACAUACGCUACAACACUUGCAAACGCGCCCUCCGACCAGGCUCUCCUGGAAAUUUACGAUAAGCUCACAAGCGACUUGAACAUCAAAACGGAGAACAAAGCACGCGUGGUCUUUGCGCGAGACACUCGAGCUUCUGGACCUCGCCUCGUUUCUGCCCUUCUGGCAGCUCUUGAGGCAUCUGGUACGGAGUAUACUGACUACAAACUGCUUACCACACCACAACUCCAUUACAUCACCCGCUGUCUGAACACGAAAAGCACACCUUAUGAAUAUGGUGAACCAACCGAGCAAGGAUACUACCAGAAAAUAGCUGCCGCAUUCAAAGCUGCUACAGGGACUCGGAAAUUCAACGGGCCCGUCACUGUCGAUUGUGCAAAUGGAGUAGGCGGACCUAAGCUGCGGGAGCUCAUCAAGUAUCUGUCUUCUGCCUCUGAAGGUGGCCUUGAGAUCAAAGUCGUCAACGACAAUGUCGUCGAGCCAGAGCGUCUGAAUCAUCAGUGCGGAGCAGACUUUGUCAAGACGAAUCAGCGUCCACCGCCAUCGUCCCACGCUGCCCCCUCGGCACGCUGCGCAUCUCUCGAUGGCGACGCGGAUAGGCUGAUGUACUAUUUCAACGACUCCGACUCCAGCUUUCAUCUAUUAGACGGUGACCGCAUCGCUACCCUCGCCGCCCUCUUCAUCGGUGACCUCGCCCGCAACGCUGGCCUCGGCGAAAAGAUCAAAGUCGGUGUCGUGCAAACUGCUUACGCCAACGGCGCCAGUACAUCAUAUAUCACCCAGGAUCUCAGGCUUCCAGUCGUAUGUACACCAACGGGUGUGAAGCAUCUUCACCAUGCAGCGACUAGAUUCGACGUGGGCGUCUACUUCGAAGCCAACGGCCAUGGUACUGUCGUAUUCUCGGACUUGGCCCUCAAGCGCAUUGGCAAAUAUGAGCCUCAAUCACCAGCCCAAGCCUCCGCUCUCGACACGCUGCGCGCCCUGACAGCCCUGAUAAAUCAAACUGUUGGGGACGCUCUCAGCGAUCUUCUCCUUGUGGAAGUGAUUCUCGCUCACAAAGCUUGGGGUCCUAAAGAGUGGCAUCUCACGUACACGGAUCUCCCCAACCGUCUUGGACGGAUCGAAGUUGCAGACCGCAAUAUCUUCAAGACAACCGAUGCCGAACGGAAACUAGAGAGUCCGCCAGGCGUUCAGGCCCAGAUCGAUGCAUUGGUUGGGAAGUACAAGAAUGGGAGGAGUUUUGUGAGGGCGAGUGGCACGGAGGAGGCCGUGAGGGUUUACGCAGAGGCCGCCACGAGGGGUGAGGCAGAUGACUUGGCAGCAAAGGUUGCGGAUGUUGUUAAGAGGGCCGGUGUCUGA
Molecule: messenger RNA, 1626 nt
Organism: Letharia columbiana
Lineage: Eukaryota; Fungi; Ascomycota; Lecanoromycetes; Lecanorales; Parmeliaceae
Exons: 6
Coding region: 1-1626 (541 amino acids)
Biological process (GO): UDP-N-acetylglucosamine biosynthetic process; carbohydrate metabolic process
Molecular function (GO): phosphoacetylglucosamine mutase activity; magnesium ion binding
Source: RefSeq, a predicted model, not a curated record